This is a messenger RNA of Drosophila montana, 249 nucleotides long. Its product is annotated as cytochrome c oxidase assembly factor 4 homolog, mitochondrial. Bases 1 to 249 code for a protein of 82 amino acids. Gene Ontology annotation, biological process: mitochondrial respiratory chain complex IV assembly. The record is from RefSeq and is a predicted model, not a curated record. NCBI's taxonomy places the organism in Eukaryota, Metazoa, Arthropoda, Insecta, Diptera, Drosophilidae. Gene Ontology annotation, cellular component: mitochondrial intermembrane space. The transcript has a single exon.
AUGUUGCCGCCUGCAGUCUGGAGUUGCUUUCAUAACACUCAAAAAAAGCUAAAUAUGUCCGCUGUGGAACAGGAUCCCGUAGAAUUAAUGCUUAAGAAAACGGGCUGCAUUGAGCUACACUACAAGGUACAGGAGUGCAUCGCAGAAACGGGAGACUGGCGCAUGUGCCAGGACAAAGUCAAAGAGUUUAAGGCGUGCAUGCAAAACUACGUGGACCAGCAGAGCAAAAAGUACGCCAAUGUUAAAUAA